Saccharomycodes ludwigii is the source of this 1836-nucleotide messenger RNA. RefSeq names its product Rad61p (gene RAD61). The record is from RefSeq and is a predicted model, not a curated record. The coding region runs from base 1 to 1836 and encodes 611 amino acids. NCBI's taxonomy places the organism in Eukaryota, Fungi, Ascomycota, Saccharomycetes, Saccharomycodales, Saccharomycodaceae. The transcript has a single exon.
AUGGUGAGAGUUUAUGGGAAAUAUGUCAAGUACAAAAAUAUAAAGAGAAAACUGAGUAUAGAAGAACUCGAAGAUAGCCAAGGGAUUUUUAGCGAUAAUGAAGAUGAUAAUGAUAAUUACAAAGAAUUCAAACAUGGAAAUGAUCUUGGUGGACACCUAAAGAUGGAUGAAGGUACUACUGUUCUCUGUAAAAAUAUAGAUGACCAAACAGAAAGGUGUGCUGAACAAAGAAAACCUCAAGUUUCUGAUAUGAAAUCUCCGAGUACUACCUUAAAUGAAGAUCCUUUGAACGGGAUGUUAGAUUUUUUAAACAAUGAAUAUGCAAUAAGCCCACGAAGAAAAAAGAAACCAAAAUUAAUUUCUAGUAAUAAUAAUAGGGAUUCAUACUCAGAAAUCAACAACACUUUAUCCACUACAACCACCCCUGAAAUAGGCGGAGUUGCAUUUAACAAUUUGCAAGAAAAAAUAGAUGGAGUUUCUACUUAUAUAACAAAAAUCGAUUCAGAAUUUGCGAAUAGCCUUAUUGCCCAGACUUCAAAUAUAAAAGAAACCCCACCCGAAGACAAAGCAAAUACUUUUACGGCAGCUGUAGUGGUGGACGAUAAACAAAAAAAAAAUUUUUAUGGACCAAAAAGAUCGCAUUUAAUCAAACUCUCAAAUGAUAAUGAAGAUAGUGAUGAGACUAAUUCGGUUGCCUCUUAUGAUUGUAUUAAUACUGAUGACGAACUCCCAUCCACACAGGAUUUCAAUCAGCUAAUAAAUAUGGGAACCGAUUUGCAAUUUAAUGAUGAUAUAAAUUUUAUUUUGGAAAAACAAUGUGAGUUUCAUGAAAAAAUGAUAUCAUUAAUUUUAGCUAUUGCAAACUCUCCUUAUCUAAAAAAAUAUAUUAUAAGAUACAAGUAUAAAGAUAUUUUGGGUUGGUGUUUCAAAAAUAGGGAUAAAAAGUUUUUAUUUCUACAAGUUUUAUUGGCUUUUUUGAUUGGUUUGCAAGCUUCACCAAAUGAUACUUUUUGGGACUCGGCAUUUGGUGUGGAAGAUUAUUAUUAUUUGUUGGGAAACAAAAUUAAUAAUAUAGAAGAAUAUUUUGUCCAUGAAAAGCUCGAGUUAUCCAAAUAUGGUGGACUAGAUUUUGCUGAUUUGUUAAACACUUUAAGGACAGAUGAAACUGACAUAAAAUAUUUAAUUUUAAAAGUUUUAAAUGUGACUAGACCAGAAAAUAUUGUCAAUAAUCUUAAAAUUCAAAAUGCACUAGCAAAUAUUUUUAUGGUUAACAGUGAUAAAGAUAAAUACACAGAAAUGAUUUUUCCACUUUUAGACCCGAAAUACUAUUCGUUAUUUUUACAAUAUUUAGUGGAUAAUUUUAACAAAUACAAGGAAAAUGAACAAUAUUUGAAAUUGUUGGUUAAAGUGUCGAAUGAAUGUAACAACUUUGAAAUCGUUAGAUUAACUAAGCUUUCUUUACAAUAUAUUUGCGAACAAGGUUGUAACAUACAUGAAGAUAAAAUGGAUUUAGUCAUUUUGCAUUUGGGCAUAUGUCUAAACAUUUUAAGUGGUACUGGUAAACGUAUCCAAGUUGAGGAUAUAGAUAUUAAAAGUAUUUUAAAGUUAUUUGACAGCCAAAUAUUCAAACAAAUGGAUAGACAAGAUUCUAAUUUUUUCAUUGAGAAUUUAUUUAUAUUAGUAUUCUCUUAUAUCGUACUAUUGUGUGAAAUUCAACUUGAAGUUACCAAAAUUGAUUUCAUCAAAGAACAAUUGAGAAUUUUCGCAAGUACAGAUAUAGGGAUGCAAAACCAAUCAAUUGAACAUCAUAUUCAACAUAUUUUAGAGGUACUAUAA